Molecule: messenger RNA, 795 nt
Organism: Heterobilharzia americana
Lineage: Eukaryota; Metazoa; Platyhelminthes; Trematoda; Strigeidida; Schistosomatidae
Source: the annotation of a GenBank genome assembly
ACAGUAUCGACAGCGCAGCAACUUAAAUAAUUUAGAGUAAGAAUCAAUCAAACUGGUAGCAGUGCCGGCGUAAUCUAUCAGAGCACCAAAAGUUUUAUACAAAUGAAUCAUAAUCACCUAAAUCUGUCACCAUCUAAUGUCAAAACCACUCACCAUGCCACUUAUAUACAUCCAAGACUAAUGCCUGGAUAUCGAGGACACUGUCCAGGUGAAAAAUUUGAUUAUGGUCUAACAUAUGGUGCUUAUACAUGUAAACAAUUUCAAGAUUAUCGUUCAACAGUUCUUCAAUCAUCUAUGACACCAUAUAAAGAUGGAGGAAGUUUUCCGACAUUCUAUUCACAUAAUCCAGAAAUUGUUAUUAAUAAAAGAAUACAAGGUCGUGAAAGAUAUGGUGACAGAUUCCACUGUCAACUUUAUAAUAAAGAUAAUGAAAGAUCAUAUGAACUUAGAAAUUUCGAUCUAGCUGCUCAAAAACACCGUGAAUUCUAUAAAGAUAAAACGGGAACCAAGAAACCUGUGCCCGAAUUUCUGAUUCCUACAACUAAUAUGCAAUUUAUCAAAGAAAAAUUUCAAUUCUAAACAAUUUUACCAUUAUGAUGAAUUUCCAUCAUGAAGACAAUAGCGGAUUCGAAGGGUAAUAGAUGCUCUGGUUUACAAGUGGCAUUUGUCAUUUAUUUGAAGGGGAGAGGAUAGCCUUUAUACUCAUUGGUAAGAUGACACAGGUGAACACAUGAAGCUUAAUGAUAACUGUGAUCGAUUGACUUAGCCGCCUCCUUCUCGAGACCUACAUUUUGA